AUGCUCACAGUCACUGUGCUCUCACUGCUGAUGCUCGAUCUUCCCACGUGGGCCACAGGUCGUUGCAUCUGCACUGCUUAUUUACCGCUAAGCCAGGCACAAGCAACAUGCGAGACAACAGCGCCGUCCGAGUUGGCUAAGAGUCUAGAGCGGUCGUUAUCUCUCACCAACAUUCUGACCGAAUCCUCACUCUCGCACAGUCGAUCAUCAAAAUGUUACCGCUUCCCCAACUUCCCCCGCUUCACGCACAGCUUCAUCCUCGGCCAUCGACGCCACUCGUCCAGCCCACACUGUUCCAAGACUCCUAUUUCAGGUCUUAGUAUUCCGACGUCCCUCAACUGGUCUGCGGGUACUACCAGUAGAUAUGGAGACCAGACUUUGUUCCCGGAUGUGGCACACGGCGGCUAUGUGGAGGCGCUGUACCCCUUGCUGAAGGCCGAAGGCUCUAUGAGAAGAUAG
Verticillium dahliae VdLs.17 is the source of this 459-nucleotide messenger RNA. RefSeq lists its product as uncharacterized. The record is from RefSeq and is a predicted model, not a curated record. NCBI's taxonomy places the organism in Eukaryota, Fungi, Ascomycota, Sordariomycetes, Glomerellales, Plectosphaerellaceae. The transcript is spliced from 3 exons. The coding region runs from base 1 to 459 and encodes 152 amino acids.